This is a messenger RNA of Cynara cardunculus var. scolymus (artichoke), 4150 nucleotides long. RefSeq names its product TMV resistance protein N-like. Lineage: Eukaryota; Viridiplantae; Streptophyta; Magnoliopsida; Asterales; Asteraceae. Gene Ontology annotation, biological process: signal transduction; defense response. The transcript has 8 exons. The record is from RefSeq and is a predicted model, not a curated record. Bases 1 to 2820 code for a protein of 939 amino acids. Gene Ontology annotation, molecular function: ADP binding.
AUGAUGUUUUUUUUAAGUUUUAGAGGUUUAGACACUCGUAAUAAUUUCACUGAUCACCUCUAUAAAACGCUUCUGAAUACUAACAUCAAUACCUUUUUGGACGAUGAAGAGAUUGAAACUGGGCUAUCUUUGAAACCGGAAUUGGAGAGUGCAAUCAAAGCAUCCCGAGCUUCUAUUAUUGUGUUGUCUCAAAAUUAUGCUUCGUCGACCUGGUGUCUUGACGAAUUAGUAUUGAUUCUUGAACAACUUAGGAAGCCAGGCUAUAUUCUUAUCCCCAUCUUUUAUCACGUCGAGCCCACUGAUGUCAGGAAGCAACAAAAUAGCUUUGAAGAAGCAAUGGCAAAGCAUAAAAAGAGGAUGGAGACAGAGACAAAUGCAGAUAAAAGAAGUCAGUGGGCUCAAAAAAUAGAUCUAUGGAAUAAAGCACUUACACAAGUUGCUGAUUUAAAAGGAGAAACUGCAAAGGGCAGGAAAGAGACGGAGUUGAUUGACAAAAUUGUUAUCAGCAUCCGUCGUAAAUUAGGUGUACGCUUAUGUAGUACUCUGCCACCCCUUAUCGGCAUGGAUUAUGACAUUCAAUUCAUUACCUCUUGGUUAAAAGAUGGAUCAUCUCAUCCUGCUGACAUCCUCACAAUUUGGGGCAUGGGUGGGAUCGGGAAAACUUCAUUGGCCGAAUAUGUCUUUAGGUUACAYCGUUAUAAAUUCCAAAGGAGUAGCUUUAUUGCAGAUAUUAGUAAGAAAUGUGCUGAAAAGUUUAGUGGAUUGCUUGAUUUGCAAAAACAAAUUUGUCAUGACAUUUCAAACACGAGUUCAAUUCAAGUUCAUCAUGUUUCCGAAUACACCUYUCAGAUCGAGAAUGCAAUAGCUCGUACAAAGGUGUUUGUAGUUCUUGAUGAUGUUGAUAGUCUCRAUCAUUUGGAUGCAUUACUUGGAAAGAAAGGUUUUCUUCCAGGAAGCAAAAUCAUAAUAACGACCAAKGAUGCAUCGUUGACAGAAAAGUAUGAGCUAUUCAACCAGAUAGUUCAACCUAAGCAUACAAAGCACUCAUUGCGAGGCUUAAAUGAUUAUAAUUCACUACAGCUUUUAAGUUUGUCGGCAUUCAAAGCCAACAGUCCAAAGGAAGGUUAUGAAGAUGUUUCAGAUACACUUGUUGASUAUUGUGGGGGACAUCCAUUGGCUCUUAAAGUUUUGGGCAGUUCUCUAUUUAAUAAAGAUGUAGCUGUAUGGAAGGAUUACAUAGAAAAGCUAAAGGAAGAACCUAAUUCCAAGAUUACAAAAGUCUUGCAAAUGAGCUUUGACUCUUUGCCAUCUACAGGAGAUAAGGAACUGUUUAAGCACAUUGCUUGUUUUUUUGUUAGAGAAGAUAGAGAAUCAACCGAAACAAUAUUAAAGGCAUGUGGGAUCCACACAGUACUCGGGAUUGAGAAUCUCAUUGAUAGAUGCCUUCUUCGGAUAAGUAAAGAUAACAAGUUAAUGAUGCAUCAAUUGCUUCAAGAGAUGGGAAGAGAUGAAGUACGCCAAGAAUCACCAAACAAGCCAUGGAAGCGUAGUCGAUUAUGGUGUCAUGAGGAAUCAUUCAAUGUGUUGGAACAAAACAAGGGUUCGGGAAAACUUAAAGGCCUCGUKCUUGACAUGGAAAUGCUUGAGAAAGAGGACAUAUGUGAAUCGUUUGAGUUGGAAACAGAUGCAUUGAGUAAGAUGGAUAAUCUAAUGCUACUACAACUCAAUUAUGUGAAAUUCAAUGGAUCUUAUAAGAAUUUCCCUAAAAAAUUAAGAUGGUUGUGUAUGCAUGGGUUCCCUUUAAAGUCUUUACCUUUAGACUUACCAAUGGAGAAUAUGGUUGUGCUUGACAUGUCUUACAGCAAUUUGGAAUCUUUUGACAUGUUUUAUGGUAACCUACAACAACCUGGGAAGAGGCAAAAGUUAAGCARCUCAUGCUCAAAARGCAAACARUUACUUCGAUCAUUGAAGAUUCUUAAUCUGAGUUUCUGUGAACAGCUUUGGAGUGUUGGUGGAUUUUCUGAAUUCCCUGCACUUGAGAGGUUAAUACUUUCAAAUUGCUCAAGUUUGAUUGAGGUUUGUGAGUCAAUUGAGCAAUGUGAUGGACUUGACCUCAUUGACCUGAGUUACUGCAAUAACACUGGCAAGCUUUUAAGAACGAUAAACAAGGUGAAGAACGUCAAAAUACUAAAAUUAGAUGGUUGUAAUCGCGGUGAAACUACGAUCGAGAUGAGGGAUGACGUGGAGGAAACGCUCAACCGUAACCACAUUGGUAUGAACUCACAAACCUCUUCCUCUGCCAUUAUGGAGGCCAUACCAAGAGCUUUCGAGUCCUAUCUGAUUUUUGUACCGAGUUCAUUAGUAUGUUUGUCACUAGAAGAUAAUAAUUUGUCCAACGAAUCCUUUCCGAUGGACAUGAGUAGCCUAUCCAUGUUGAAGGAGUUGUAUUUAGAUGACAAUCUUUUGGUUUCACUGCCCAAUUGGGUGAAAAGCCUUUCCAGGCUUGAAAUACUUAGUAUUUGUGAGAAUUUUAGUUUGAAGUCAUUGAAGCAUCCUCCACCUACACUAAAAGAAUUGAGAUAUGGUUUUGAUGGAGAUGGGGAAGUUAUAUUUAAUCGAGAAAUGUCCCCAAUCUUGUUAAGCUAUUCUCGUUAUGCUACAUCUUUGGGGGAUAAUAUUGAAGGCAUGGUUAAAGAGGAAGAUAUGAGAGAUGUUGAGGAAAAGGUAUUACGUAGUUUGGGAUGGAGUCAUUUAGUUAAUUUAGACUUCACUGAAAUUCAGCCGAUAGAAAGUGGAAGAGUCAAGGUUUGUUAUCAUUAACUAUUUUUGUUUGUGUGAUUAAUAUGUAGAUAUAAUAAAUGAAGCUUUUAUUUGGCAGAUGGUUUAUGAAUUUGGGAUAUUCAGCACAUGGUAUGUGGGGAAAGAGAUGCCAAAUUGCGUAAGUGAUAUAAGGUGGGAGGGGUCAUCAAUAUCAUUUACCAUCCCAUCAUCUCAUUGCAACCUUAGAGGCUUGAAUUUCUUCUGCUUGUUUACAAGUGGAGAUGAUGAAGAUUUCUUGGCUUAUAUUUCAAAAAUAAGGAUUAGUAAUAUAACAAAGAUGUGCACCUGGAUCUAUAAUGUUUCAGAGGGGUUUCAAGGAAUUAGAGAGGGUAUAACAUAUUUAAGCCAUUGGAUGUUUGGGAAGAAUGAGAUGGAAGAUGGUGACCAAAUUGCUGUUAUAUUGGAUGUUAAAGACUUUGUUACAAGGGAGUGUGGGGUGAGUCUUGUGUAUGAUGAAGAUGAAGAAGAUGUGUUGGGUUAUUACAAGUCAUGGAAUCAUAUAAUUGGUGGGGAUCUCUCUCCUUUUCAAAGUACUACUCCCGGAAAAUAUCACCUACACCAAAUCCGCUUUACUGGUAUAGGAACUGGAUGGCCUGAUUAUAAUUAUAUAGAUCCGCGUCCUCUGUUUAGAGCUUUCCGUCCAACCAAGUGAACCAACUACCUAAGAGAAUGGGCAAGGAGUUUCAAUAGCAGUAAGGCACAUAGAAUCAAUGAUACAGAAGUCAGAAGCUCAUGCUAGAAUGCAUCUGGAAGAUGUGGACAUGGCAAUUCGUGUGUUGCUUGACUCCUUUAUUUCUACUCAGAAGUUUGGAGUGCAGAAGGCUCUACAGAAGAUGAUGACAAAUUAAGGUUGAUGGUAUGCAAAGUUUCAAAAAGUACAUGACAUCCAAGAAGGAUUUCAAUGCAAUUGUAUUGCAUCUACUGAAUCAACUUGUGAAGGAGGCGCUACACUUUGAAGAGAUCGUAUCUGGGUCUAACAAAGAUGUUACUCAUAUUGACGUGAAGGUGGAGGAAUUGCAAAGCAAGGUGCUGGAUUAUGGAAUCACAGAUUUGAAGGCGUUCUUUAGCAGCGUGGAAUUUGGUCGAGGGAACUUUGAAUUGGACAAAGAGCGGAGUGUGAUAAGGCAUCACCUUGUAAGAUGAUGAGUUGACCAUUGGACUGACUGUCCAAAGGAAGAAACAGCUUGCCCAAGUGAAAAGUUUGAACUUUCCAUCCAAAGUUUCCUUUUCAAAGGUGCCUUUUAUGUUGCAUCACAUCAAUUGGAUUGUAAUCUAAAUCUGACACUGUUUCUUACAUUCAUUUAUUUAUUGGAAGAAAAAGCAACCAAGU